This is a messenger RNA of Cicer arietinum (chickpea), 1738 nucleotides long. NCBI's taxonomy places the organism in Eukaryota, Viridiplantae, Streptophyta, Magnoliopsida, Fabales, Fabaceae. The record is from RefSeq and is a predicted model, not a curated record.
UAAUUACUUUGUUAGGGUUCAGAAUUCUUCAUAAAAAGAACUCCAUCAUCACGGCGUUCCUACCAGCAAAUCUCCGAUGAAUGAUCUUGAAACUAAACGCAGUCGACUGUCAGUCCCAGUCCCCCGGGGUUCUUCUGAAAACUCAUUAAGCAGAAAUCUUGAAACCCAACAUCACAGCGUAGUUCUCUCCAAUGACCUUACCGCAGAAAUCCUAUCAUUACUUCCACUUGAAUCUCUUAUGCAACUAAAAUGCGUCUGUAGGUCAUGGAAAACCAUCAUCUUCGAUCCCAUCUUCAUCAAAAUGCACCUUCACCAAUUUCAACAAAACAAACGCAUCAACGUCAACGAAAACAUACUAAAAUUUAUUGGUUCCCACAACGGAUUACUCUGCUUGAUCAAUGAUUCUCACACCGCUGGUCAUGAACAGAUCUUGCUUUAUAUAUGGAAUCCAGCAACUAGAUCAUUAUCUAACGAAAUAGUGUUUUGUUGCGAAGAGGCGGGUUUCUGUCCUUUCUACGGUCGUCCUCGUCAACGUUCUAGCUGGUAUGAAUAUAGACGUCGUUGGAAGUUUUCUUUCUGUUAUGAUAAUUCAAAUGACACAUAUAAGAUUUUGGCAUUCCGUCUAAUGAGUAACGAAGUGAGACUUUUCAGUUCUCGUGAUAAUAUUUGGACAAAUAUUCAACGUCUUCCUGUGGUUCCUAUUGACUAUGGCGAUUUAUUCCAUGGUCAUUUGCGUAUUAAUGGUGCUGUGUGUGUGAGUGGCACUAUUAAUUGGUUGGCGAUUCGAAAUAAGCCCCGAUGUAUAUAUGAAGAUGAAUGGAGAUUUAUUACUAUCGACAGAUUUGAGAUCAUCUCGUUUGAUUUGAGUACCGAGACAUACCGGCAGUUGUUUCUCCCUAAUGGUUUUGAUAAAGUGCCACAUGCUGAACCGACUCUUGCUGUGUUGAUGGACUCCCUUUGUUUUUCUCAUGAUUUUGAUGGAACUCAUUUUAUUAUAUGGCAGAUGAAGGAAUUUGGAGUUCAAGACUCUUGGAAUCAGUUCCUUAAAAUUAGUUAUCAGAGUCUUCCAAUUGAUUCUAAUGUCCUUAUUGACUUGAAGCAAUAUGGUUCUCGAUUGGCCUUGCUUCCAUUGUGUCUUAAUGGGAAUGAUGAUACAUUGAUAUUGGCAUGGAGUAUUGAUAGCCAAACACUUCUAUAUAAUUUGAGAGAUAACAGAGUAGAGAUAAAUAUAACUGACAUUAGCAUUGAAAUUGAGUGGCUUCUUGCCAAGGAUUACAUUGACAGCUUGGUUUUGAAUAGACCACAGUAUUUCAACUAUUUACUUGUUUGAUUUUAUGUUAAUUCAUUAUGUUACUUUAAAGUUCUUGUCAUUUCACAAUAAUUUUAUUGGCUUUGGUCUAAUUCUUGGUCGAAACCGGGUUAUUGUUUUUUUAGAGUAACUUGUAGUCUAUUAUUUUAUAUGCUUCUGUCUGUUUAUGUUCUUUGAGGACAAGGUUCGACGAAGUCGUGAAAUUCCAAAGCGAUUUCUUAAAAGACUUGCUGUGUUUCACAUUUCAAUGCCCUUCUUGGGAUUGUGAUAUGUUUGAGCUUGGCCUUAUCUGUUAACACAUUUUAGAGCCUGGCCUUAUCUGUUAUCACUAUGUUUUUUUAAUAGUAUGUGUUUGUUUAUAGAUGGGGCCAAUCUCAGAAAGUUUUGUACUCAUAAUAUGUUUAAAGGCUUUAGUUGAUAUUUCAAGUA